CGAAUUUGCUUUUCGUAGACCCACACUUGUCGAAACUUUUUUGACACACUCCCAAUGUCGGAUUCCAUCAAGCCUACUGCAGCUGCACCUCCCGUCGACACUUCCAGGUGGCCUCUUCUUUUGAAGAACUACGAUCAACUCAAUGUUCGUACCGGUCACUAUACACCUAUUCCUAGCGGCUGCUCCCCUUUGAAGCGUCCUUUGAAUGAGUAUGUUCGUUAUGGUGUUAUCAACUUGGAUAAGCCUGCCAACCCUUCUUCUCACGAAGUUGUCGCUUGGGUUCGACGAAUUCUACGCGUCGAGAAGACUGGUCACAGUGGUACUUUGGAUCCCAAGGUCACCGGUUGUUUGAUCGUUUGCAUUGAUCGUGCUACUCGUUUGGUCAAGUCGCAACAAGGUGCUGGUAAGGAGUACGUCUGUCUUUUGCGUUUGCACGAUGCCAUUGGCGGUGAAAAGAAGUUGCUCCAGGCUAUCGAGACCUUGACUGGUGCUGUCUUCCAACGUCCUCCUCUUAUCUCUGCUGUCAAGCGUCAGCUCCGUGUCCGUACGAUCCACGAAUCUAAAUUGCUUGAAUUUGACAACGACCGUCACUUGGGUGCUUUCUGGGUCAGCUGUGAAGCUGGUACCUACAUGCGUACUCUCUGUGUCCAUUUGGGUCUUUUGCUUGGUGUUGGUGGCCACAUGCAGGAACUGCGUCGUGUCCGAUCUGGUGCCAUGUCCGAAAAUGAUGAUAUUGUGACAAUGCACGAUGUCAUGGAUGCUCAAUGGAUGUACGACAACAACCGCGACGAAACCUACUUACGACGUGUUAUCCGUCCUUUGGAAACCUUGUUGGUUGGCUACAAGCGUGUUGUUGUCAAGGACAGUGCAGUCAAUGCUGUCUGCUAUGGUGCCAAGUUGAUGAUUCCUGGUUUGCUUCGUUACGAGAGCGGCAUCGAGUUGAACGACGAGAUUGUCUUGAUGACCACUAAGGGUGAAGCCAUUGCCCUCGCUUAUGCACAAAUGACCACUGCUGUCAUGGCAACCUGCGAUCACGGUGUCGUUGCCAAGGUGAAGCGUGUUAUUAUGGAGCGCGACACCUAUCCUCGCCGAUGGGGUUUGGGUCCUGUCGCCUUGGCCAAGAAGAAGCUCGUCACUGAAGGCAAGCUCGACAAGUAUGGCCGUGCUACCGAGGAAACCCCUCAAGUCUGGAAGUCUGCCUAUGUCGAUUACAACAACAACCCUGAAAACAAACCCUUGGAGCCUGCAUUCAACAAGCCCGCACAAGCCGCUGUGGCUGCUGCUGGUUUAGGUGCCAAGAUCUCUCCUGCGGCCGUCGCAGCUGUCGAUGCCGCUGCUUCGGCUCCCGCAAGCAACAAGCGUCCAGCAGAAGAAAGUGUUGCAGGUGAGACUGAAGUCAAGAAGGUCAAGAAGGAGAAGAAGGAAAAGAAGGAAAAGAAGAAGAAGAGCAAGGAUUAGUUUAAAGAAGCGGUAUCAUAACUACCACUACCACUACAACAAGGAUAGCAGCAAACAUGUUUAUUUUACACGGAAACCCGCGCAAAAAAGCACACAUACAAUCUGUGAAUAACCCUUUCUCUUUCUUUUUAUCUAUUUUGUCUAUUUUCUCCUUCUAUCUUUAUAUCGCAUCAUGUUUUUUUUCCACACACACAAUCUCACUCAUUUUGUAAUUUUUCAUUUCUCGGUCUA
Molecule: messenger RNA, 1689 nt
Organism: Zychaea mexicana
Lineage: Eukaryota; Fungi; Mucoromycota; Mucoromycetes; Mucorales; Lichtheimiaceae
Product: H/ACA ribonucleoprotein complex subunit 4
Exons: 5
Coding region: 55-1458 (467 amino acids)
Biological process (GO): box H/ACA sno(s)RNA 3'-end processing; rRNA pseudouridine synthesis; mRNA pseudouridine synthesis
Cellular component (GO): box H/ACA snoRNP complex
Molecular function (GO): pseudouridine synthase activity; RNA binding
Source: RefSeq, a predicted model, not a curated record